Molecule: messenger RNA, 1284 nt
Organism: Symbiodinium necroappetens
Lineage: Eukaryota; Dinophyceae; Suessiales; Symbiodiniaceae
Source: the annotation of a GenBank genome assembly
AUGGAAAGUGUGCUGAGCUUGGUCGAGGGCUUGAACUCACAUGCCCAGGAGAUCUUCGACCGCCUGGAUGCCGCGUGCGGCCAGAUGGACACACGGCUCAGUGGCUUGGAGACCCGGCUUUCACAAGCGACCGAGCGCAUCGAGCGUACCCGUGGCAGCACAGCAGCCCUCAAGGUACAGAGCGCCCGAACCUUCCAAGGGCGGGGUGCACCGAGCCUGCGCGCAGCACACCGGGUGCUGGACGAGAGCCUUCUAGUGUCCUUACGCUCUACGGCACCUAUCCCUGAGCUUGACCAGGGCGAGGGACGCCCCGUGAACUCCACGGCGGUAGCCGAAGACUUGGCUCGCGUCUACAAGUGUGUGAACCAGCAUCGGAACCAGGAGCCACAGGUUCGGACUCGGGCAGGAAGCGAAAGGCUUCUACCUGCUGCUGGUCGCUUGACUUCGGUCUCUGAGCUUUUCCUCCUGAACUCCUCCGAGCAACCUUACAAGGUGAGGCAUGAGGUCGACAACUUGGCAGAGCCAGAGGACGAGGCUUUCUACCACGGCAAGCGUGCAGAGAUGGUCAAGGAGUCAGUCCAGCCCGACGCAGACCUAGACUUGGAGGAGGACGAGCCAUUGCGAGAGCACGAGGACUUGCGCUUUAGGCCACGACCAGCUGCAGAAGUGACCUUCGAUCUUCCAGAUGUCUUGCCAGACCUUGGGCAUGUGGCACAUCUCGUCUGGCGCGAGGGCGAACAGCACUCCGAGACGGCGCGGCCCGCGUGGGAUGCACCUCCUCCGGAGCUUGGCCGUGCAUCAAUCAGUGUCACUGCAGCCCCAAAGCCCGCCCGACCUGCACCACCUGCACCAAAGCGAGCAUCCCUAGCUCCGAAAGCCACUCGCGCACCUGAGCCUUUGCUUGCCCCGAGCUCAGGGCCUGCCAUAAAGACAAGUCCAAGCCAGGCACCCGUAACAGCGGUGGCACCACCGCCAGCUAUACCGACCCCGCCGACCCCGCAGCCGGCCGCGCAGCCGUCCAAGCCCUCAACACCAGCACCUCCGCCGCCGAAGCCUGCGGCUAAGGGAAAGGGCCCCAAAGGCAAGGGCAAAGGAAAGGGACCAGCACCACCUCCGCCGCCCGCGAAGAAGGCCGCCCCUGCUGCCAAAGCGCCUGCACCCACAAAAGAGGCCGCAGUUGGAAAAGCAGCCAUGUUCGCAGACAUCCGUUCUGGUGGUGCAAAGCUGCGCAAAGUCGCGCCUCCGAAGGAACGUUCCGGCGCUGCAGUUGGCCGCGUCGUUUAG